AUGGGUGUUCCCGAUUUUCUCAAGUUUGCUGCCCGGGUCUCUCCGGAAGCAUUAUGCCGCCUUCCCAAAGCCGGUAAUGCCACCCCAAUGGGGUUUGACUUUAUCCUCGUGGAUGCAACGAACGCCUUUCAAACAAUUGGAUUCCAGGCACUUUCAGAGUUUCUACUAUUACCAAAACUAAAUGUGAGGCGAGCAGUUAUAUUCGCAAUGGAUGCCCAACGACACCGUGCGGGAACGGCCAGAAGUCAUCGCACACACGCGACGGUGUUGGAUGCUGAUGUCUCUGUGCAGCAGUUGUCUCAGAAGCUGCAGGAACACUACAAACAACGUGGAGGAGAAAUGAUGCCACAAGUACUUGUUAGCGGUCGUCAAAUUGCUGGUGAAGCCGAUUAUAAAAUUCUUGAUAUUCAGAGAAACCUUGUUACACAAGCUCUCGCUGCUGGUGAGAAGGCACCAACUUUUUGUUUUGUCUCGGAGGAUUCAGAUGUUCUCUGUGGGGCACUCUGUGGACCAGCACCGUACUCUAUUUCUAUUGCAACUAAACUGCAUGAUACUAUGUUUGAGAUGUGUAUUUUGCGGCUUUCACAUGUUUUGGCAUAUGUGGCUAUGUGUGUAGAUGCCAUUGGAGGUGAAGGGGAGGUGGAACAACCCGCUGUUGUUGAAAAGCCUGCGAAGAAAGAGAAAAUGGAGGAAAACAAUGACAAUGAAGAAGAAAAAGAAGCAGAAGAAGAAGAAAAGAAUGAUAAAGUGGAAGAGGAAGAAGUUUUUCGCCGUAAAAAACAGGAUGGUCCGAUGGUGGCAACUGGUACACGUGUGGUACUCAGUGAUUCUGACUCUGAUAAUGAUAAUGAUGAUAAUAAUAAUGUUGUUGCUGACAAGAAUAACAAAAGUAAGGAGUCAGAAGAACAGAAAUUAUCAUUAACUUCUAAUGAGCCUAUUAUCACUGAUCAACAAAUUGCUGCUGCAGAGAUUUUACAAAAUAGUUGUGUAGAUUUGGUAUUUCUCUUUGUUGUCGUUAUGGGAAAUGGAAGUAAUGUUCCUCCUGUUAUUCGUGGGGCAACUAAAGUAGAUAUUCAAUCAUGUUGGAAAGCCUAUUGUCGUAUGAAGUAUGAAACUGCUGACCCUGGGCGUGAAAAAGAAAUGGGACGUAAUUUACUCUGUCUUCAUGAUGCUGUUGGACGUACAGAACAACAAGCCGAUCGUAUUGCCUCAAUGACGAUUGAUUGUUCAUUUCUAAGAAGUAUUCUUGAGGCGGCACACUAUGCAGAUGCCCAAUCACGUCCUCCUGUAGAAGAAGAAAAGGAACGUGCCUUGUUAUUUCUCUCUCAAGCUAUCUACACUACACUGCGGUAUAUUGUAGCUUGCAAUGUUGAUCCUAAUGCGGCACGACAUAAUACAUUUUUGGAUGCCCGUCCACUUAUGGAAACAGAGGUGGCCGUACCAAGUCUCGCAGCCUUUCUUUGGGUGCUCGGUCAAACACGAAAGAAGACAUUACAUUUCCCAUUAGUGGGAUUGGCAACAGAGGAAGUGUUAUCAAGCGCCGCUCGUGGAACUGCAGCGGUGGAAUCUGCCGUUGCCGUUGCCGCUGCGAGAGCACGUGGUAAUGGGAAUGAACAGAAUAUUGUUUUGCAGUGGGAUGUUGCGAAUACACUGAUGACACCGGAUGUAGGAUUACCACGAACUGUACGACUACACAAAUUACUUCCAAAUGCACUUAAUGGUAUUGGUAAAUCUUUUAUGGAUCGUCUUUAUUCUUUUCUGGAAAAAGAAUCAGGAAUUCAUACAGAAGCUUUAACACGAAAAACAAAAAAAUCCCUUCUUUCAUCUCUUGUUUUGGUGUGGCAGAAAACAUUUGCACCUUAUAUGUCUACUUUAGAUCGUAUUGCCCGACGAGUACAUGUCAUUUCACCUUUUACAGGAUCUAUUGUCUCUGGUAAUGCGACAGUAACAACAAAGAGAAAAGAAGUACCAACUGUCAAUUCUUCAGAUGUGAAGAUGUCGUACAGUUUUGAACUACGCCGUAUGGCUCCUGUUCUUAGUGGUGGUGGUGGUGAAGAGAAAUCCCUCACAGCACCAACAGCAAGUGCGGCGCUUCUCAAUGCUUUGCGGGUUUCCUACGAUUAUGCAACAGCUCCACAGCCCCCUCCAGGGACAGUGUGUGUAGAUGAUAAUACCAAUAGUGGUAGAUUAUUUUCCAAAGCAGGAAAAGGAAAGAAACAUAUGCGUGGAAAGGAUAAGACAGAAGGAGAAAAUGUUGACCAUGAGAAGGAUGCAGAUUCAGCACAGAAAAAGAAAUUGAAAACAGGUGUCUCAGGAAAUACCACUACACCUGGUUCAGAAUCGGGAGAAGUUAAAUCUGAAAAGUAUAGGCGUCCUGGUAAGAAGGAGAGAGAGAAGAUGAAGAAAAAGUUCACUAACAGCAAGUCAAAAUAA
Molecule: messenger RNA, 2433 nt
Organism: Trypanosoma theileri
Lineage: Eukaryota; Euglenozoa; Kinetoplastea; Trypanosomatida; Trypanosomatidae
Exons: 1
Coding region: 1-2433 (810 amino acids)
Source: RefSeq, a predicted model, not a curated record